Molecule: messenger RNA, 626 nt
Organism: Achroia grisella
Lineage: Eukaryota; Metazoa; Arthropoda; Insecta; Lepidoptera; Pyralidae
Exons: 4
Coding region: 1-591 (196 amino acids)
Source: RefSeq, a predicted model, not a curated record
AUGAUUAUAAAAAAUUGUCUAUUAUUUCAACAGCUAUAUAUGUUAGUAAUAUUAAUAGUUGUUGUGCAUGGCGACAAAAGUUCUGACGAAGGUGGUGAUAAACCGGAAAUUGCUCGGGUUGGUAAAACUAAAAAAGCUAAAAUGGCUCAAAAGACUGCUGUGGGCACCUUUUCUAAUGUAAUAACACAGAUACAAAAUUUACCAACAAUGGACUUGGGUAGAAAGUUUAGAACACCGUGUAAAACUGGCAAUCGCUGCGGAAAGGUAAUAAAACGUCUAAUGGUGCCAAAAUUGGCGCAGCUAGAGAAUACAAUAAUGGGCAUCAUGAAGGAACUCUCCAAAAUGCCGCCAGGGUCUCGUCUCCCCGACAAAUAUACCAAGACGGAGCCGGUCAAGUUGUUAUUAGACCAAAAUUACAAAGAAGACGUCUGUAUGGAUAAAUUAGAGUCGUGCUUGAAGGAAGACAAGAGACGUAAGCGGAUUCUAAAGAAAUUGUUCUUCAAAAAGUACAAUGCAUUAAGACAGGAUCUGAUUGGUUACGGCGGGAGACGGCUAUGGGGCGGCGAGGGAAACCUAUUUUAUAGAAAAUGAGAAUCUGAAUAAAGUAAAUUACUGUUAAUUUAAUU